Messenger RNA from Tauraco erythrolophus (red-crested turaco), 2339 nucleotides. The record is from RefSeq and is a predicted model, not a curated record. NCBI's taxonomy places the organism in Eukaryota, Metazoa, Chordata, Aves, Musophagiformes, Musophagidae.
AGCUCCACCGCCACGAGAGCAUCCAAGAGAAGAACGUGAAAGAAGCCAAAACCAAGUGCAGAACCAUUGCUUCCCUGCUGACAGAUGCACCCAACCCCCACUCCAAGGGGGUGCUGAUGUUCAAGAAGCGCAGGCAGAGGGCUAAGAAGUAUACACUGGUAAGCUUUGGGAGUGUCGACGAAGACCGCUCUUACGAGGAAGAAGACGGAGUUUUUCCAACUAGUGAGUCUGAAUUUGAUGAGGAAGGUUUUUCUGAUGCCCGAAGCCUAACUAAUCACUCAGACUGGGACAACACUUACCUGGACAUUGAAAAGUCCAAGUCUGACUCUGAACAGAAGGAAGAGAAGCAAAAAGGUUUGAGUGAGGUCUCAGGUAAAGGAGCACGAUUAUUUGAGCAGCAGAGGGAACGGGCUGGAAAGUACACAAUUGAGAAAGUCCCGGCACAGAAGAGCCCCCAGCUUGCCCCCGCUGCCCAGCCGCAGCAGGGCACAGUGAACGGAGAUAUGCCUGUGCCACAGAAGGCAGACACUGUGCCCCUCAGCAUCCACCUGGAAGGCAUGCAAGUGCCCAGCAAGCAGCCAGCCACCCUCUCCACUCAGAUUCUGGCUCCUCCUAGCCCCACUUUCUUCCUGCCUCCCCCAAGCACCCCUGAUCCUUUCUCUGCAAGUUCAACGAGUAUGUUCAACAGGUCUGCACGGCCCUUUACUCCUGGCUUUUCUGACCAACGCCCAGUAACAUCCUCUGUCAUCUUCAGGCCAUCUGCACCCAAAAAAACUAGUGAAAGUCUGGGUGGGCAAAGCACGGUGGUUCCCCCUUUCUCACCUCUGGCUCCAGAAACACCUGCCAAUGCACCAAUGCCAACACAUCGUGGUCAAGUCAGCUCCUCCACAUCUCUCUAUAUUCCUGCACCAGGAAGGCCAACACCACCACUGCAGUCACAGCCAAAAGAGGGAGGAUGUGCUCCAGAGACGAAGCCUUCUGUCAACACUGCCCGGACAUCCACCACCUCUAUCUUUCUGUCAACUCCCUCAAAGCCAGGAGGGGAGGUGGCCUCCACAGCAUCCCAGCCACGUGUCCCUGGAACAGCUUCUUCUUCUUUGUAUAUUAGUCCAGCACCAUCACAGCACUCGAUAAGCAGUUCCCCCGUGCCAAAGCAGCCUUCUCCUGCCAUCUCACCAGCAACGCCACGACCUCCUUCUGAGCCCUUAACCUCCAGGGAGCAGAGGAUUGCCGUGCCUGCUCCCCGCACAGGCAUCCUACAGGAGGCUCGCCGGCGGGGCAACAAGAAACCCAUGUUCAGUAAGAUUGAGGAGAAGAAGAAGAAUUCACCCAACCCUGAGCUCCUGUCUCUGGUGCAGAACCUGGAUGAGAAGCCGAAAGGUGACCACCCUGGGACAGGCUUUGAGUCUGGGCCUGAGGAGGACUUCCUCAGCUUGGGUGCUGAAGCCUGCAACUUCAUGCAGUCCUCUGGCCGCAAGUUCAAGACCCCACCUCCAGUGGCUCCUAAGCCUCAGCAGCAAGACACUGGACUGGUAAAUGGGAUCCAGGACAUGCCUCAGCUUAAAGGCAAGGGGGCAGAACUCUUUGCCAAACGUCAGAGCCGCAUGGACAAAUUUGUGGUGGAAACAACACGGAAGCCAGAGUCCAAGCCCAGGACCCCCUCUCCUUCCCCUUCUCUACCCUCGUCCUGGAAAUAUUCACCCAACAUCCGGGCUCCCCCUCCAAUAGCUUACAACCCAAUGCAUUCCCCUUUCUAUCCCCUGGCAGCCAGCAAAUCUCAGGCCAGCAAAGCAGAGAGCAAAGUGAAAAAGGCACCUGGCCAGAAAUCAGGGAUCAAGGUCAUUGAUUUAAUGCGCCACCAGCCCUAUCAAUUGAAGUCAGCCAUGUUCUGUUUUGGGGAUCCUCCAAACCCCAGCAUUCAGGAGUCUCCUGGUCAGCCAGCCCCACAGGCUAGCUCGUCCUUCACGGCAGCCAAGCAGGUCCCUGUGAAAACAGUCAAGACCCAGGAGAUCCGUCGCUUCUCCACUCCAGCUCCUAUGCCAGCCUCGAGCAGCCUGGCACCCACCGUGCUUGUGCCCCGCUCAGCCACCACGUUGGACGAGCCAGUGUGGAGAACAGAAAUGGCCUCUUCUGCCCCCACUACACCGGCCCCCUUCCAGGUGGAGCUCAGCCAGUCCCCUAAGCCGUACCAGAGCUCCCCAGAGCCUGGUCAGGUGGGCCAGGGUCCUUCCCCAAACCCAGCCUCGGCCCCUCGGUUUCAGGUGGCUAGGCCUAAGUUCUCGGCAGCGAGAACAGGGAUGCAGGCCAAUGUGUGGCGGCCGAGCUUUGGCCACCACUGA